Messenger RNA from Chelmon rostratus (copperband butterflyfish), 3210 nucleotides. RefSeq names its product SAM pointed domain-containing Ets transcription factor. Gene Ontology annotation, molecular function: sequence-specific DNA binding; DNA-binding transcription factor activity, RNA polymerase II-specific. Gene Ontology annotation, biological process: cell differentiation; regulation of transcription by RNA polymerase II. The coding region runs from base 390 to 1394 and encodes 334 amino acids. Gene Ontology annotation, cellular component: nucleus. The transcript is spliced from 6 exons. Lineage: Eukaryota; Metazoa; Chordata; Actinopteri; Chaetodontiformes; Chaetodontidae. The record is from RefSeq and is a predicted model, not a curated record.
CACCCACUCGCUUGCCCUGGCUCCUUCUCACUUUGUACACACCCCCAGCAGGUGCUUUCACUCGAGGUUUAGUUUGCAGUUGUGCUUUAGGCUGUGACUUUCAGAUUAGGUGUAAUUGUACCAAAGAGUCUGGGAGGGUCUGAGGCCUCGGGCUGGGGGUUCUGCGACAGUCGCCGACAACAGAGCAUCAAAAAAAAGAAAUAGACAAGAAGAAAUCGGAAACAGAUUGAAGGGUGCUCUGCUGCACCUCUGCAUUCAGGUAGUGCUGGUUUGCAACAGAGAGAAGAUCAUCCUUCAUCCUCAGCUGAACCAGAGCUGCGCUGCAUCUGCUGUCAUCCAGUCAAAUCUUUGCCUCUGGCCAUCAGAGCAGCUUUGCCUGGGUACCAGUUAUGUCAAAUCCAGUGGGCGGUUUAUCAGAAGGCACAGUGUAUGGAUCCCGGAUCGGGAUGACAGAGGACACCCUUGCCAUCCUGGAGCAAAACAGGGACUCUGGAGAACCCUGGGACAUGGGGGAGACCAAACCAAGCGUGGAAGCCCUGGAGCGUGGCAUCCCGGGCCUCUACCUCUCCUGCUUUGACAUGCUCCUCACUGAAGACGCCACCUGGCUGGUGAAAGUUUCAGAGGCCUCCUCAACGCUGGCUGUACCCAUGUCUCGCAUGGAGCCCCAGGAGGAACCAGAGCAGUGCCCCGUCAUUGAUAGCCAGGAACAGGGACUCUCUCCUGAGCUGGAGGGGCAAGAGGAGGAGCGGUCUCUGGAGCAGGUGCAGAGCAUGGUGGUGGGAGAAGUGCUGAAGGACAUUGAGACAGCCUGCAAACUGCUCAACAUCACCCCAGACCCUAUAGAGUGGAACACGGGGAAUGUUCAGAAGUGGCUGCUGUGGACUGAACAUCUGUACAGGCUGCCCCAUGCGGGAAAGGCCUUCCAGGACUUGACAGGAAAGGACCUGUGUGCCAUGAGCGAGGAGGAGUUUCGCCAGCGCUCGCCACAGUGUGGAGACACUCUGCAUGCACACCUGGACAUAUGGAAGUCAGCUGCAUGGAUGAAAGAGAGGUGUUCAGUUGGAGACACAAAAACUACUGGUGGCGAGGAGCUUUGGUCUGAGGCAGAUUCGUCUUGUUCGGGUCAGCCCAUUCACCUGUGGCAGUUCCUCAGAGAACUCCUGCUUAAACCUCACAACUAUGGACGCUGCAUCCGCUGGCUCAAUAAAGAAAAAGGUAUUUUCAAAAUCGAAGACUCGGCUCACGUUGCGAGGCUUUGGGGGCUCAGAAAGAAUCGACCUGCUAUGAACUAUGACAAGCUGAGCCGCUCCAUACGUCAAUACUACAAGAAGGGCAUCAUCCGCAAGCCUGAUGUGUCUCAGAGACUGGUCUACCAGUUUGUUCACCCAGUAUGAGGCAGCAGCAUAGUGGGAGGAGGAGGAGAUGGAAACCUAUGGAACUGAAAGGACACACUGUCUUACCGCCAUGCACUUGAAAAUCCAAGCCCGAGAUGAAAAGGUGACAUGGAACAUGUGCACUGACCAACCCUGAUGGUACACACUUCACUGCCAACGCUGGAGCAACAGCUGGCAGCUUCUGCAUGAAGGCUCAUCUGUGCAUGGGCCUAGAGGAGGAGGCAAAACAGUGUGGCCACUGAGGCUUUUCCCUGCUGCAGAAUAACCACAGAUUAAAAAACAGAAAAAAAAAAUAAGUAAAUGAACUGCCUUGUCAUUUGCAUGAUCUGCCUGUUCAGCUUUCAUUAAUGUGAUUCUUUACACAUUGUGCCAAACACUUCCAAGCUUAUAAGCUUCUAGAAAAAUGGCCAUCGCACACAGCUACAUUGUCUUUUCGUUUCACUCAUCUUGACCACUGUCUCUGUUUGACUUGGAGCCAGUUUCCUGCAACAGUUUAAAAUGUGGUUAGGAUUGUUUUUUUUCUUUUAUGGGUUUGGUCCUGUCUGUUAUAUACACAAUCGGUCAGACAGAACAGGGUGCUCUGAUGUCUCAUCUGCAAGAUACAGAUGAGGAGACUUUAGCAGUUUGCUGAAUCUGGAUCCAACUGGACCCUGAAACCCUGCUGUGACUGGCCUGAUAAUGCCACUCGAAUGUAAUGUCUAAGGUGUAACUUGGUACAGAGUGAUACAUUCUCUUCAUAUUGUUUCAUUGCUUAGGAGCCCUGCUUUAUAUAUAUUAUGCUGUCAACCCUGGUUUAUCCUGCUGUAUCCUGAGUGUUGCAUUUGAUGUUGUCGGGUGUUUUGUUUUCGGUCGAGACCCAAAGUUUUAAAAUAAAUUGAUACAAAAUAAAUAAUCAUUUGAAUAAAUAGACAAAAUGUAUAAUGGGAUCAUGAAAUUGUGAAAUAAUUAAAUGAAUGUUUAGCCGUGUUAGCAGCGUGGCUCCAUUGAUGCCAGUGUCAGCCCACCACAAGAUGAACUGUAUUAGCUUUGAUGAUCCCUUAAUGUGUCAUCAAGCAACACCAUCAAGUCAAAUACUUUGGUUAAUUACCAAAAACCUGCAAAACUGUACUUUGUACUAAUUAGUGAAUGGUGGCAUGCUCUCAGUGCUAACAUUAGCUUGUUAGCUAAUUGUGAGAAUAUUAGCAUACUGGUGUUAAGCGCCACUGUGAAAAUGUUACUGGAGACUAUGCCUCUGUAGUUUCUCUCUCAUUUACUCCAGAUCACUUUAUUUCAGCAGCUUUAAUUUAAAAAUGCCCUUUUUUCUAAAGUCUCCUAAUUUCACAAUGCUAUUUUCUUCAGUGAGCAUUUUGUUAAAUAACAUCAUUUUUCAUUCAGAAAAAAACGGGAGGAGCAACAGCAAAUGAAAUGCUAAUGCUAAUUAGAUAACAGCCUCUGGCCUGUUUGUCUUGAAUGACUCACAAAGAUGUGGUGAUGAAAAGGGACAUUAUUUCAUAACAUGCUCAUUGGGGGGAAUGGCUGUUUUGAAAUGAUAACAGGCUAUAAAAUAAAAGUCACUUGGAAUAAAGUGUUUUAUUUUGAAAGGAAGCAGGAUGAAGUAACAUCAUUUUUUUUUAUUGGAUUAUUUCCAGAUUUCAUCAUUUUCAUACCAUUUUUGUCUGAAUUUAUUCAUAUGAGUAUUAUUUCAUAUUUUAUUUAUUUAUUUAAUUUUGAAGCUUUCAGGGGUGCAUGAUUCACACUAACUUCUUAUCACAGUGCUUAUUAUUGUCAUUUCUGCUUAAAUGUCUGCCAUAAUAAGGAUAGGACAUCCAAGCUUAAA